AUGUUCUGUGAACACCCGAUUGAGAAGCCGGAGAAGAGCGCCUGUCGCUGCAAGAACUGUGUACUGAGGCACUCCGAUUUCCUUCCCUGGCCGGAGCCCGUUGGAUUCACGGCUGAUCGCAAGACUGAUAGAGAAAACACCCAUCACAUUUCCACAUUUCAAUCAGCCGAGAGUGUGAUUACCCUUGCGGAAUCCAAUGAAAAGCAGACCAAUCAUUACAAAAAUCACCAAAGUAAUCCAGAUGAAGUGGCUUAUACCCCAAACCGAAGUGGGGUCAGCAGUCCAGUUUACGAUGGGGCUUCUUCUCCCACUCAGCGCGGUGGCACUACUCCAGCUCCCAAUAGGGGGGGCAGUAUUUCGCCACGUAAGGAAGAGAAUUUACCACCGCGGGAUACAGCACAGCCUCAAGCUCAACCCACCAUCCUGCUGAUCGUAGUCAACAAGAACGAUCCACCACCGUAUGGCCAAGGACAAAGUUUGGAGUAUCCAGGCCAACAAUACUCAGUUCCGGGACCCAGGGGAUAUCCAGCUCCCGGACCCAGAGGAUAUCCAGGUCCCGGACCCAGAGGAUAUCCAGGUCAGGGACCCGGAGGAUAUCCUGGUCCGGGACCGAGAGGAUAUCCUGGUCCGGGACCGAGAGGAUGUCCUGGUCCGGGACCCAGAGGAUAUCCUGGUCGGGGACCCAGAGGUUAUCCCGGACCGGGACAAGGCUAUUAUUUCCCACCGUCUGGACCUGGAAAUGGAACAGGACCCAGAGGAAGACCAAGACCCCAGAAUGAGAAUGAAUAUGCUUACUAUGACAGGCGCCGAUAUAGCGAAGCGUAUCAAAACAAUCGAAAUGACUGGAGUGGGCAGCCAAGAGGAUACUACGAUGGUGCCUGUGUCGAGGAACAAAAUUUAAAUCGCCAACCCGAAACCCGACGAAAUUGCCAGUGUCCAGAUCCUGAAAAACAACAGUCUCCUCCUCCGGAGGAAACACAAAGUCCCCACGAAAAUUAUGACCAGCAAACCACCAAAAGAAAGAGUUUUAAGCGCCUGGUAGGCAGGGGAGUCGGAAAUACUUGUAGUUGUCAAGGUCCAAGCAUGAUGGGUAGUAAUCUGAGACCUCGCGGAAACGAAAUAGACAAUCAAGGACUGGGAAAAAGUGGAAAUAUGGGAACACCACCCAAUACUUUGGAAUAUUUAUCGAAAAGAGGAAGCCCGCCGGAUAUCCGGGAAGUAACUGUGACCGAUGCCAAAAACAAGACGUACAGGUGCAUACAGGUGCCAAUUUGUAUCUCAAGUGGGAAGGCGAAUACCUGUCGCUGUUGCAAAUGUGCUCCAUCUCCCGAUGCGGAAAACGAUGAAUCCUUCGACGAGGACGCGGAGUGCACGUGCAAUCAAGAGGGCAAAUGCACCUGUGUGGCCGGGAAUGAGUUUCCCAAGGAGUUUGGCUGCGAGUGCGAUCUCACAAACUUGGAGCAAACUCUUCGUAAGCUUAUACCCAACGCCGAGUGCAUAUGCUACUUGAAGAAGAAGCGUCGCAGGAAGCGAAAGAAGUGGGCACCCAAAGUCUACUACGAUCGGUUCGCCAAUCCUCCGUUUGUCCUAAAUCCCAAGCCGAGAUGUCUGGACUACGGACGCAGUCCAUUCUGCAACCCGUGCUAUAAACCCUGCAGCUGCGCACCUGUCCCAAAGAGCUGCUACACCUGCGACUACAACUGUGAAGGAUGUUAUCGCUUUUGAAAUUCUCCCCCCAAGAAGUUAAAUGAAAGCCAUAACCUGUACAGAUCCUCAACAUUUACUUAGGUGGUGCCAAAAAGCCUUUGCAUGUUUUUUUUGACGCCAUCUGAUACUUGUUGGGAAUCUCAGAGGAAGUUAAGAAAAUAUAAAUAAUUCGGAAUUGUAA
This is a messenger RNA of Drosophila simulans, 1888 nucleotides long. RefSeq lists its product as uncharacterized. The transcript has 7 exons. The record is from RefSeq and is a predicted model, not a curated record. Bases 1 to 1725 code for a protein of 574 amino acids. NCBI's taxonomy places the organism in Eukaryota, Metazoa, Arthropoda, Insecta, Diptera, Drosophilidae.